Solenopsis invicta (red fire ant) is the source of this 4090-nucleotide messenger RNA. Its product is annotated as zinc finger protein 493. The record is from RefSeq and is a predicted model, not a curated record. The transcript has 4 exons. Lineage: Eukaryota; Metazoa; Arthropoda; Insecta; Hymenoptera; Formicidae. Gene Ontology annotation, biological process: DNA integration; regulation of transcription by RNA polymerase II. Gene Ontology annotation, molecular function: RNA polymerase II cis-regulatory region sequence-specific DNA binding; DNA-binding transcription activator activity, RNA polymerase II-specific. Gene Ontology annotation, cellular component: nucleus. The coding region runs from base 308 to 2995 and encodes 895 amino acids.
UUGCCUUGACAUCAAUGCUAUAUUUCAUAUCAUAGUUGUGUUUGUGUGUAUAUGCGCCAACGCUGAAAAGUUGACAUAUCUUAUUAGUUACGGGCAGAGUUGGAUUUAUCGCAUGAUUUGUUCAUCGAAGCAAAAUGAGAAAAUGCGCAAAAGGACGUGAAAUAUUCUAAUAUGCGCACACAGAUCUCAAUUAAGUAAAUGUUCCAAACGAACGCAGCAAAUGGUAAAUGAUGCAAGUUGAAUUUGUAUGACGUAUAGAAAGCAGCAGAGAAAACGGUACAAACAAAGAAACACUUAGACACGACACAUGACAAAAAUAAUGAAUAAGGAAAUGCCAUUGAGUGUGGAAUGGAUGCCACAAAACGUGUAUAUGAACAAUUCUCUGGAUCACUUGCUGCCAGGAGAUAGAAAUCAGGACUACUUGAUCAUAAAACCGGAAGCAGAAUUCUUUCAAAGCACUCUUAAUUCACAGUCUGAGCAAGACAAAGUUGUGCCUCUACAAGUGCCUCUCUCACCUAAAGAGGACAAGGAAAUCAAAGAACAAAGCAGCUGUUCAGAUGUAUUGGCACCCUGUCGAACGGAUUCUUUAGAUCAGAGACUACCCAUAACAUCGAUUGACGUUUCGAAAAAAUUAUAUAACAAAGGUCGCAUCGAUGUAAUAGAGAUGGCAGUAGACCCAGCGGUCAGUUAUAAAUAUUUUUUCGUUUAUGAAGAUCAGUUUUCCAAGUUUGUUGUACUAAAGGCUCUCCAUAGCAACACGGCCAAAGAGAUCGCGGCAAAUCUAUUAGAUGUAUUAGGAAUCAUAGGGGUACCGCGAGUGCUACAGAGCGGCAAUGGACGUAAGUUUGCUGAGCAAGUUGUAUAUGAGCUACGUUUGCUGUGGCGCGAUUUGUUCAUACUGCACGGGGACGUGUCUAAGUGCGAAGUUAGCUGCAGGGAUUUUAAAAGCUUGCUUGAAUCCUGGAUGAGAAUGAAUCCAACUAGGACCUGGAGCGAAGGGCUGAACUUCAUACAGAUCGUUCAUAACUCGACGUACCGCUGUCAAAACGGCAAAGUUCCAUAUGACAUAUUGUUCACGCAAAACGCAUAUGAGAAUUUUCAAGGUGUAGAAAAGGAUAGGGGCAGUUUAAGGACGGAAGAAGAAUUGAUUGAAUAUUUGUCGAAUAAGAAGGACGCAGAUGUGGCUACGGUGACAGAAGACACGCAGAAUACAUCGAAUAGUACUAAUCAGCGCGAAGAAAAUGAAAAUGUACGAGAUACACAGAGUGAAAACGCAUUUUUGAAAGCCAAUGAUGUAAAUAUCUUUAGUUACGCCCAUGUGAAGAAUGAAUCUCCGGCGAAUAACGCAUGCAGAACGGAUUCCACUUCUACAGAUGAAAUAGACGUGAAGAAUGAAUCAAAAAUCAACGAAGAUACUCAAUCCCUCAAAUGCAAGUACUGCCAAAAGCAAUAUAUGAAAAUAGGGCAUUUGAAAAAUCACAUGAGAACUCACAAUGUGAAACAGGUUCUCCACUGUAAGCUGUGCAAUAAAACAUUUAGCGUUCCGAGAUUAUACGCAAAGCAUGUGAAGCAAUCGCAUGGACAGGAUAAAUCAAUCGAUGACGAAAAAGAGACACCAGUCAGUAGAAAUACGAGAAACAAUACCAACGCAUUAACGGUAAUAUCUAACAAAGAAAAGUCUGUAAUCCAAACAACGCACGAAACAUUGGAUUCCGAGACGGUGAACGAAGACUGUGAUUUCUCGUUGAAUACGAAAGAAUCCUCUAGCAAGAGCAGUAAGAGCUCCAGUCACAGUAGACGGAAGCUGUCUGCGGAGAGCCGCGUGUCGAAGAUUUUACAGUGCACGUAUUGCAAGCAAAAAUUCAGCUUCCCGAGCGUGCUGGAGAGACAUAUGCGAUCGCACACGAACGAACGACCGUACGUUUGCGAGGUGUGUAACAAGAGCUUCAAGCAGCUGGGCCAUCUCAGUCAGCACUCACUGACCCAUCACGAUUAUCGCUCGUUCCAAUGCACGGUAUGCGGUAUAAAGUUUGAUUCGUUAGAUUUGCUGAAGCAACAUGCGAACUCGCAUAAAGGUGACGCGACAUCGACGACGACAUCCAAGAUACGCGACGUAUAUCGUCUGUUCGAGUGCGAUAGCUGCAAGAAAGUAUUCACGACGAAGAGCGUGUUGGAGCGGCACAUAUUCACGCACACACAGGAACGUCAGUACGACUGUAAGGUAUGUGGCAAGCGGUUCAAGCAGGCCGGUCACGUAAAGUCGCACAUGCUAGUGCACACGGGCGAGCGUCGCUUUCAGUGCACCGUGUGCUCGAAACGCUUCAGUCUAUCCAACUCAUUGAAGAAGCACAUGUACGUGCACAAUGGCGAGAAGCCAUAUCAGUGUGACGUGUGCGGUGCGCGUUUUCUCGAGAAGCGCAAUCUCAACGGCCACCUGCUGACGCACACCAACGAACGUCCGUACUGUUGUAAGAUCUGUGGUAAACGGUACACCCUGGCGGACACUCUGCGCCGUCACGUUAGCGCCGCGCACGAAGAUGGUCGUACGUAUCAGUGCGAGAUCUGUGCCAAGAUGUUCAAGCAACUGGCACAUCUAUCGGUGCACAAGAAAGUGCACAACGACGAACGACCGUUCCAAUGUCAUCUGUGCGAAAAAAACUUCAAGCAUAAGAAUGUGCUCAAAUCGCACCUGGCGAUCCACGCGAACGUACGACCGUUCGAGUGCGAUGUGUGCAAAGCAACGUUCGUCAGGAAGACAAAUCUGCAGACGCAUAUCUCAUCCGCGCACAUGAACGAGCGUCCCUAUACUUGCACUAUCUGCGGCAAACGCUUCAAGCAGAUUAGUCAUCUGAACGGCCACGUGGUCGUGCACAGCAAUCUGAUGCCCUAUAAGUGUGAUUACUGCGACCGUCGGUGUAAUCGACUCGACAAUCUAAAGAAGCAUAUGCGCCUCCAUAUGAAGAAUAAGGAGUGUGAAAGUACUUUGGCGAAUUAAUAUCUUGUCUGAGAGUCUCAAACAGAAUACUAGAAAUAAUAGAAAAAGGUAUUGACAAGUUAGCAAUCAGCACAAAGACUUUACCGUUCCAGAUUCUUUUAACUCUGGAAUGCUACUUGUGUGUUUCUUACAUUAAUAUUACUUUGGAUGAGAAUUAAGAAUUUUUUAAAUAGCUUUACAUAAAUAUUCAACAUCUUGCAACCUUUAUAAUGGAAGUAAACACUAUUUUGGUAUAAAAAUCUCAAAUGUUAUUUUAAGUUAACAAAAUUUUAAUAAAAACUGUAUUGAACUUGAAUUAAUGCUUGGGUAAAAAUUUACUUGCAGUAGCAAUCUGGAGUUAACACAGAAUUGGAUCUGUAUUUUCUGAAAUGAAUACUAUUUAUAGAUACUAAUCUUAAAAUAAAACAUUGUUGGAUGUAUAACUGUUUUAAGUUUUGCCAAAUUAUCGUAUAAAUUUCUAAUGAAAAGAUUUAAACAGUGAGUAAUUGAAUGAUAAUAACAAGGAAUAUUGCUGCAGAUAAAUACAAGAAUUCUGUACAUAAUACUUUGUUAUUAUCAUUUGUUUGUUGCUUCUAAUUUGAUUAAGAUAUUAUGAAAGAUAUUUAUAAUUUAUAUUUUAUUUCAAUUAUAUGUAAUUAUUAUUGCAAUUUUUUAUGUAUAGUAUAAGUACUUUAACUAUAAUGUUUUUUAGCAUUUUUUUUUGUGUCGCGCAAUAUGUAAGUAUAAAAUUUUUUUCUUUAGGGUUUACAGAAUGACUGUUCGAUUCAUAGUGAUAUAAGCUUUCAAAUUUUAUAUUUAUAUGUAGAUAUAAAAUGUCUGAUCAAAACAUUGGCGUACAUAUGUACUACACAUAAGUGAUCAUAAAGUAGACUUUUUUAUAUAAUGUAUGUACUUAAAGCAGGCAGACAAAUGUUUGACAAAUAAUUAUUAUGUCAUCUUUUUUUUUUUAAAUAAGUCAUGACUUACAUUAUUCUAUCAUUAGAUUAUAGAAACAUUUGUGCAAAGGAAAUACUUUAAGUCAAUUGUAUUUUGCCACGCAAUAUAUAUAAAUACUUAUUGCUCAAUAAAUUACUUUAAAAUGCCAAAAUUAAAAAA